CAUUGGGCGACUCAUGCUGGCGUUCAACAAUGGUGACGCGCUGAGAUUCGUAUAUUUCGAGUACUUCAGUCUGUUUUCACUCUAUAAAAUACCGACUUUACCCUUAAAAGGAAUUUAAACCGUGUAUCUGAAAGCAUAUAACCGGUGUACACCAAAGUCAUUUAGUGGAGUGAUGCGUAACUAGAUCCACGAGGAAACCACCAUGUUCCACAACAGCUCACAGAAGAAAUUCUGGACUUUUAAAAACGAGGAUGAACUGGAGCAGAUGCGGUACGUGGCCAAUGAGAAAUUUCGUAGGAAGGCUCUGGAAAGUGGAAAGCCCGGCACCAGUGACUUCAGGUUCUUGGAUCGCCACGAGGAGGACGCGUUGUUUCGACACUACGAGAGGAGACUGCUGGACUUCUGCAAUGCUUUUAAACCCGUGAUGCCCAAAUCUGUGGUGGGUACAGCCAUCAUGUACUUCAGGAGAUUCUACCUGAACAACUCGAUCAUGGAGUAUCACCCCAGGAUUAUCAUGCUGACGUGUGCAUACCUGUCCUGUAAGGUGGAUGAGUUCAACGUGUCCAGCACCCAGUUCGUGGGAAACCUUCUGCAGGAGAGUCCUGCAGGACAGGAAAGGGUCGUGGAGCAAAUCCUAGAGUAUGAGCUGCUUCUUAUCCAGCAGCUCAAUUUUCACCUGGUGGUCCACAACCCCUACAGACCCAUGGAGGGUCUGCUGAUUGACCUCAAGACUCGAUACCCGACGCUGGAGAACCCGGAGUCGCUGAGGAAGAGCGCCGACGAUUUCCUUACCCAAGCAGCCAUGACGGACGCAGGACUUCUGUUUUCUCCGUCCCAGAUUGCUCUGACAGCUAUUCUGAACAGCGCUUCCAGAGCUGGCCUCAAGAUGGAAAGCUACCUGACUGAAUGUUUGGGCCUUAAAGAAGACAAAGAGACUCUUUCGAAGAUGUAUGACUCCAUGAAACGGAUGAAAACCCUCCUGAAGAAGUAUGAACUCCCCAAACAGGAGGAGGUGAAUGCUUACAAACACAAGCUGGAGAGGAUCCAUGCUGAAUUUGCUACUUCAAGCAACAAACGAAAAAGAGGAUAUGAAGAAGACGGCCAUGUUGCCAAAGAACCUCGUUUGACCGAAGAGGACUGGACUGAUGAAGACCUCCUAUGAGAUUAUUAAGUUGUGGAAUGAAACUGUUGAAAGUUCCUGCUUUACUCCAGUAUUUUAUAUGGAAAAAAUCUAAAUGUGGCAAAAUUAAGUGCACAUUUCGGUUGUGUUUUCUGAGAAAUAAAGAUAUUUUUCUACUAGUUGUUUUGUUUUUUUUUUGUCCUAAAACAAAAGUGCCACGUUAACACCAAGUGAAAGCGUCUGGACCUUUGUGAGGGCACAAUAAACGACUCAAUAAUCUACUUUACAAAAACAAACAGUUUAAUAAGUGCAUGCAUGUCUGUUAUACAGUCUGUACUAUUAAAAAAAAUACCACUGUAAACUUUUACUUGGUUUUUUUGAUUAUGUGUCCUGUGUGGCAAAUGGGAUGUUUUAAAACAGAAAAAAAAAGAAGCCGCAGCCAAAUAAUCAAAUAUAACUGAUACAAUUAUGACCUGGCAAAAAUUCAGCUUAUCUCACAUAUAUACUCAUGAUUCCAGCAAGAGAAUUUAUUAAUAUAAAAUAACCAUAGGUUUUCUGCAAGACUUUGAAAAAAGAACAGACAGAAAUGUUUCUUUCAGCGUUUUGCAGAUAUUGUCACAACCUUUAAAAUUAAUCAGUAACUAAUUACAGUAUAAAAAGCAUAUUUGCUCAGAAUCCAGUUUACCAUUAAAGGGGGUUGAGAGAACUAGCUUCUUCAUGUCAGUUUCCUCACACUGAGUUGAAAGUAGGGGACCAUAACUUUGGCAAUUUGUGCCUUUAAAGCACAGUAGGUACAAGAAAACCAUAUAAAAUCCUUAUAUUUGGUCCUCUUGGUGAAUGAAUGAAAUGCACCCACAUCACAGUUAUGAACAAAGUCCAAAGGGGAGAAAUGUAGCAGUCAGUCAUUGGUGCAAGUUUUUUUUUUUUUUCUCUUCCCAUUUUGUUGUUUUUAGGAGCCAUGUUGCUUGUUGUACUCAGAUGCUGCUGUUGCAUAGCUUUUUGUGGUGAACGAGACAAGAUGAUGGGUGAGGAUGGG
Poecilia reticulata (guppy) is the source of this 2156-nucleotide messenger RNA. RefSeq names its product cyclin H (gene ccnh). Gene Ontology annotation, molecular function: cyclin-dependent protein serine/threonine kinase regulator activity. Gene Ontology annotation, cellular component: transcription factor TFIIK complex. The record is from RefSeq and is a predicted model, not a curated record. Gene Ontology annotation, biological process: DNA-templated transcription; regulation of transcription by RNA polymerase II. NCBI's taxonomy places the organism in Eukaryota, Metazoa, Chordata, Actinopteri, Cyprinodontiformes, Poeciliidae.